Molecule: messenger RNA, 3131 nt
Organism: Sorghum bicolor (sorghum)
Lineage: Eukaryota; Viridiplantae; Streptophyta; Magnoliopsida; Poales; Poaceae
Product: FT-interacting protein 1
Exons: 3
Coding region: 467-2794 (775 amino acids)
Source: RefSeq, a predicted model, not a curated record
AAACCUCCCACGCUCUGGACUCCACUUCGUCCUCGUCGAGCACUCCACGCCGCUCUAGUACUCUCUGCUCCCUUCCCCAUCUCUCUCUCUUCUCACUCCUCUCCCAUUGCCUUUGUUUUUGCUCGCAAGAAAAAAGGCCGAAAAAUCCUACGCAAAUCCGCCGUCCUCUCCACCGCCGAAGCUUCUGGGUCCUCGCCGCCGCCGCCGCCGCCGCUACGCGUGAGAUCAGCCCGCCGGCGUCGGUAUUUCCCCCAGACUGGUGAUGUAGAGUUCAUUCUCUUCUUUAAGUCGAAUGGUUUCCUCCCACAGAGCAAGAUGAGGAAAUGUUCAAAAUGCUCGUAGCUGUGUUGCCUGACAAGUUUAUUGCAGAGUUCUAGCUUGUCUAGGACAAGUGGACAGCUGGGAUUUCUUGGCACUUUGUCAAGUCAGUGAGUAGAAGUUUGGUGGAAGAUUGUCUUCGUUCAAGAUGAUGCAGAGGCCACCACUCCGUCCGGAGGAGUACUCCUUGAAGGAGACCUCACCUCACCUUGGUGGUGCAGCUGCUGGUGACAAACUCACCACCACCUAUGACCUGGUUGAGCAGAUGCAGUACCUUUAUGUAAGAGUGGUAAAAGCAAAGGAACUUCCAAACAAGGACAUCACUGGGAGCUGUGACCCAUAUGUUGAGGUGAAGCUAGGAAAUUAUAAGGGCCAGACUCGGCAUUUCGAGAAGAAGAACAACCCAGAGUGGAAUCAGGUCUUUGCCUUCUCAAAGGAGCGCAUUCAGUCAUCGGUUGUGGAGAUUGUGGUCAAGGACAAGGAUCUUGUCAAGGAUGACUUCAUUGGGCGUGUUAUGUUUGAUCUGAAUGAGGUCCCAAAGAGAGUGCCACCUGAUAGUCCAUUGGCUCCACAAUGGUAUCGGUUGGAAGACCGAAAUGGUCACAAGGUGAAGGGGGAGUUGAUGUUGGCUGUUUGGAUGGGUACUCAAGCUGAUGAAGCAUUCCCUGAAGCAUGGCAUUCUGAUGCAGCGUCUGUCCCUGGUGAUGGUCUUGCAAGCAUUAGAUCGAAAGUGUAUCUUACUCCAAAGCUUUGGUAUCUCCGUGUCAAUGUCAUUGAAGCUCAGGAUCUUAUACCAAAUGACAAGACCAGGUUCCCUGAGGUUUAUGUCAAAGCAAUGCUAGGCAACCAAGUACUUAGAACCAGGGUAUUAGCGAGCCGGACCUUGAAUCCAAUGUGGAAUGAAGAUUUGAUGUUUGUCGCAGCUGAGCCAUUUGAGGAGCACCUAAUUUUGAGCGUAGAGGACAGGGUGGCCCCAGGAAAGGAUGAAGUAAUUGGAAGGACAAUCAUUUCACUGCAGCAUGUACCCCGGAGGUUGGAUCACAGGUUGCUAACCAGCCAGUGGUAUCCCCUUGAGAAGCAUGUGAUUAUUGAUGGUGAGCAGAAGAAAGAGACCAAGUUUUCAAGCCGGAUUCACUUGAGAAUUUGUCUUGAAGGUGGAUAUCAUGUCUUGGAUGAGUCAACACAUUACAGUAGUGAUUUAAGGCCAACUGCAAAACCUCUGUGGAAACCUAGCAUUGGCAUUCUUGAGCUGGGUAUCUUGACAGCACAGGGCCUGUUGCCAAUGAAGACCAAGGAUGGGCGUGGCACGACUGAUGCCUAUUGUGUUGCAAAGUAUGGACAGAAAUGGGUGCGUACUAGGACUAUAAUCGACAGUUUCACUCCCAAAUGGAAUGAACAGUAUACCUGGGAAGUGUAUGAUCCAUGCACUGUGAUCACAAUUGGUGUAUUUGACAAUUGCCACCUGAAUGGCGGGGAAAAGGCCAAUGGUGCCAGGGAUACCAGAAUUGGGAAGGUCCGCAUCCGCCUCUCGACGCUUGAAACUGAUCGGGUGUAUACCCACUCAUACCCUCUUAUUGUUCUGACACCUGGUGGCGUUAAGAAGAUGGGUGAGGUGCAGCUUGCUGUCCGUUUCACAUGCUCAUCACUGCUCAACAUGAUGCAUCUGUACUCACAGCCCUUGCUGCCCAAGAUGCACUAUGUGCACCCAUUGUCCGUGAUACAGGUGGACAACCUGAGGCGCCAAGCCACAAACAUUGUCUCGACAAGGCUGGGCCGUGCAGAGCCACCACUGCGAAAGGAAAUCGUGGAGUACAUGCUUGACGUUGACUCGCACAUGUGGAGCAUGAGAAAGAGCAAGGCUAACUUCUUCCGUAUCAUGGGUGUCCUGAGCCCUCUGAUUGCAGUGGCCAAGUGGUUCGAUCAGAUCUGUCUCUGGAGGAACCCGCUGACCACCAUUCUGAUCCAUGUCCUCUUCGUGAUACUGGUUCUGUACCCAGAGCUGAUACUGCCCACAAUCUUCCUUUACCUGUUCCUGAUCGGGGUGUGGUACUACAGGUGGCGGCCAAGGCAGCCGCCGCACAUGGACACCCGCCUCUCCCACGCGGAGACUGCCCACCCCGAUGAGCUCGAUGAGGAGUUUGACACCUUCCCCACCUCCCGCCCGCCGGACAUCGUGCGGAUGCGGUAUGACAGGCUGCGCAGCGUUGCGGGGAGGAUCCAGACAGUGGUCGGCGACCUUGCGACGCAGGGCGAGCGGCUGCAGUCGCUGCUGAGCUGGAGGGACCCAAGGGCCACUGCGCUGUUCGUGGUCUUCUGCUUCAUCGCCGCCAUCGUCCUGUAUGUCACCCCGUUCCGCGUCGUGGUCUUCCUCGCAGGCCUGUACGUGCUGAGGCACCCCAGGUUCCGCCACAGGAUGCCAUCCGUCCCGCUCAACUUCUUCAGGCGUCUGCCGGCAAGGACCGACAGCAUGCUGUAGGUGCUGCAGGUGCCUGGUUCCAUUGCUGGCUUGGUGGUUUCACCUGUCGAUUGCAGCUCGCAGAUGGUUUCUCUCUCUCACUCUCUGUCUUGAGUGUAUCUGAAAACGAUGAACUGCUAGGUACCUUCGGUACUUUUGUAGCUUCUCUCUGUUGCAUGGUUGGUUAUGUAUUCAGAUGGUUGUGAACCUUUCCUGUAACAAUCGAACGCAUGAUGUGUGACUGUGAUGGCUAGGUAUGCAUGCAUGUGUGAUGCUUGGAAACUCCGGGCGUUAGUUGUUGCUUUACCUAUUUGUUCAGCGGCAGUGCUGUCAGCUAACGUGGUUCUCUACUGCUGCA